CGGGCCCCGGGAAGGCUUCGGCUGGCUAGCCCAGGUCCUUGGCCGUCGAGAGCUCAGGCCAGCGUGCGGGAAUGAGCGGGUCCCUGGGCCGGGCGGCUGCGGCUCUGCUCCGCUGGGGGCGCGGCGCGGGCGGCGGCCUGCGGGGCCCGGGCGUGCGGGCGGCGAGCUCGGGCGGCAGCGGCUCGUCGGAGCACCUGGACGCGCUGGUGAAGAAGGACAGGGUGGUGGUCUUCCUAAAGGGGACUCCGGAGCAGCCCCAGUGCGGCUUCAGCAACGCCGUGGUGCAGAUCCUGCGGCUGCACGGCGUCCGCGACUACGCGGCCUACAACGUGCUGGACGACCCCCAGCUCAGGCAAGGCAUUAAAGACUAUUCCAACUGGCCCACCAUCCCACAAGUGUACCUCAACGGCGAGUUCGUGGGGGGCUGUGACAUUCUUCUGCAGAUGCACCAGAAUGGGGACCUGGUGGAAGAACUGAAAAAGCUGGGGAUCCGCUCCGCCCUCUUAGAUGAAAAGAAAGAUCAAGACUCAAAGUGAGGGUGGCCCACGCGAGGAAGCCACUGGUGUCAGAAUCUCACUGCCAGAAAAGCCUUCCCGAUUCUGGUUUUUGCUCUUCAGAUGACUGUUUGCACUGAUUCCUCCAGUUUGUAAACAGCCUGGUGAUUUUAGCAUGUCUGGUGUUUGAGCAAGGAAUAUCCUAUCGUGAACGUAAUUGUAACCACUGCACUGUCAUAAUCAAUGUUGUACGACGAGAUUGCUGUACACACGAUUCCUUCUUAUGUUGUCCUUUGCUCUUUGCUUGAUUCAGGAGUAAACCUAGGAGAUUUUGAAUCAUCAUUAUUAUUCAUGAGUCCUCUGCAAAUAUGUCAGUCUGCAAAGAUCAUAUACCCCCCCAUCCUAAUUUUUUGUAACUUGUUCUGUUAAGAAAAACGAUGGACAAGGAAGAAAAUAAGAUAACCGGGGUGUUGUUUUUUUUAAAAUAAACUGCCAACCCAGGGAUA
This is a messenger RNA of Delphinapterus leucas (beluga whale), 1000 nucleotides long. RefSeq names its product glutaredoxin 5 (gene GLRX5). Gene Ontology annotation, cellular component: mitochondrial matrix. The record is from RefSeq and is a predicted model, not a curated record. NCBI's taxonomy places the organism in Eukaryota, Metazoa, Chordata, Mammalia, Artiodactyla, Monodontidae.